AGUCCAAUUCUUUCUUAAAAUGGUUUGAACAGAGAAAGGGAGUCUUCCUUUUUUUUUUUCGAUCAAACACCCCCCUUCCCUAUAAAAAGGGGGGGCAAACUCGCGGCUGUCACUUCUCCGGCCUCUUCGCCUGUCUUUUUCAUCGCCGGAAUAUCAAGUCUUUUCCUGUGUCUCUGUGAAAUCACCAGAAUAGCAAGUGUUUUCCGGUCAUUCUCAUAGAAGCUUGUUGCUUUUAUUACUGGAAAGUUUCAGCUUCUCACGUGGAGGCACAGUCACUUAAAAGGAAGAAAUGAGAUAAUGGAUUUCUUAUCAUUUCCACCUAUCAAAUUUUCUGAGCACCGCCAGUCCGUCAACAAGCUUUACCCGUCCAUUCGGAAGCCCCGACCCUUUUCCGGCAAGGGUAACGAACCAGAUAACUCCUCGCCGAAACUCGUGAGAGUCUCAGUCACUGACGCGGACGCCACAGAUUCCUCAAGCGAUGAAGAGGACAACUCUUCCUCCUGCUCCUAUUCCACUGGCUUUAGCAGGCAACGCGUGAAGCGCUAUGUCCACGAGAUCAAUAUACAGCUGUGUUCUAGAGAAGGAGCCGGCUCUGCCGACGUCAAAACUCGCCGGAGAACGGCACGGAAGAGUGGCUUUCCGGCGAUCCAGAGGCGGAGCGUUGGUAAGAAAUUUCGGGGAGUGAGGCAGAGACCUUGGGGCAAGUGGGCUGCCGAGAUACGCGACCCGGCUCGGCGCGUGCGCCUCUGGCUCGGCACAUACGACACCGCCGAGGAAGCUGCCAAAGUGUACGACAACGCCGCUAUCCAACUACGCGGGCCCGGUGCUCCGACCAACUUCUCGCCGCCGCCGGCUGAUAUUCCGGCCACAAACUCUCCGGAAACUCACGAUUUGCCUGCCAAAAAUGCGCCGGAAUAUACCGCCUCGAGCUACGACUCCGGCGAGGAGACCCCAAACCUGUCAUCUCCAACUUCGGUGCUCAGAUACGGUAUGGAUGCAUCUGAGCCGUUGAAGCUGGUGGAAGGUGGGUUUCCAGAGCCUUCCCCAUUUUCUCCGGAAAAGCUUCCAUUUUUCCCUGAUGACCUGGAGUUCUCGCCGGAAUAUUUGCCGGAUUUAUGGCCAGAAGACUUCGAAGAGUUCCUGGUGGACGAUUUUUUGGCGGAUUUUGGGGACAGAAGGGUUUUGGAGCGGUCGCCGAUUUGGUCCGAUUUGGAAGACGAGAAGUUGGAAGUGGCCGACUUUUUCUACGACGCUGACCUUUCUUCAACUGCCAUUUCGCCCGUUUAAUUAAGAGCGCGAUGUAACGCUCCCUCGGGAGCAUACUAUACAUUUAUUUCCCUUUCUUUUUUACCUUGGGCGCUGGCCUACUGCUGACUGGAUUAAGCGGCAGAAUUUUGUGGCGUCCCAACCAAUAGAUGGAGAGAAGUGAGACAAGGUUUUUUUAUUUUUUAUUUUUUUACCCUUUUUUGUUGGAAUUGAAUUUUUUUUUUUUUUCUUUUUUCCUCCGCACGCUAAAGGCGUGUUGAGUUUGAAAAGUUGGAAUUCUUAACUUGUAUCUACAUUUUGG
Molecule: messenger RNA, 1567 nt
Organism: Amborella trichopoda
Lineage: Eukaryota; Viridiplantae; Streptophyta; Magnoliopsida; Amborellales; Amborellaceae
Product: ethylene-responsive transcription factor CRF4
Biological process (GO): regulation of DNA-templated transcription
Molecular function (GO): DNA binding; DNA-binding transcription factor activity
Source: RefSeq, a predicted model, not a curated record